AUGUACAGGGGCACACCGCACGACGUAUUGGACAAGCAAAACGUUCUGCACGAAAACAGCGCUCUUGACCUGUUUGAGGGUCCCGUGCCCGGCAUACAUCUCGACGAACCGGCUUUUUUGUCGUGCACUCCCGAUAUUGCACACGCGGCCCGUUUUGUGCACGGGUCGCCCUGCUUUAUACUGCGGUUCCAAAUACCGUCAAAUGUGCGCUACUACUACGACAAGUAUACAAAGAAUGCCAGGGAAGACGAGUGUAUUAUUCAACGGAACACUACUCUCAAAAAUUUCGUUGACUAUCGGGUAUUGAAACACCUGUGCGACCGUGUUGCUACCCUCCUGGAUACCGAGGUCCUGGUUCCUGGAUGA
Sphaeroforma arctica JP610 is the source of this 366-nucleotide messenger RNA. RefSeq lists its product as hypothetical. Lineage: Eukaryota; Ichthyosporea; Ichthyophonida. The record is from RefSeq and is a predicted model, not a curated record. Bases 1 to 366 code for a protein of 121 amino acids. The transcript has a single exon.